Molecule: messenger RNA, 2136 nt
Organism: Vespa crabro (European hornet)
Lineage: Eukaryota; Metazoa; Arthropoda; Insecta; Hymenoptera; Vespidae
Product: cysteine sulfinic acid decarboxylase
Exons: 9
Coding region: 426-1901 (491 amino acids)
Biological process (GO): carboxylic acid metabolic process
Cellular component (GO): cytoplasm
Molecular function (GO): pyridoxal phosphate binding; carboxy-lyase activity
Source: RefSeq, a predicted model, not a curated record
AAAAGGAGAGUUUUUUGCUGCCUCAUUUACUUUUUUGCCAGAUAAUUUGUUUCAUUUACGAUAUCAUAUUAAUAAUUUGAUUAAGAAACCAAGACAAAUGAAAAAAAUCCAACUACUAAGUGUUUGAUCUUAAAUAUAAUCUUUUUUUAUUUAAUUCAAGCUCGUCAAUGAAAUUCUUUUCGUUCAGUCGUUAGAGAUAUUUAUUCAGAUCGGUAUUUGAAAUGAAUCGUCAGUAAAUAUUUGCAAACAAACCCAGAUGCAAUCGAGACGUUCAAUUAUUUUCUAGAUUUAUCGAAAAGCAGCUGUUUCGCGCGUUACAAAUGUAAUUCUUACACACACACACACACUACGAUAAAUAUGUUUAGUAAGAAUAAUGGGGCUCUCUCGCUUCGAGAUACUCGACAGUACUCAGUACGACUUUCACGAUGGCAGAGACUGGUAGUUCUAACGGUACCAUCAAAUUGCUCGAGGAUCUCUUAAGGAUUCUCAAAGAGGAAAAGCUCUUCGAUGCGAGAUGCGAUCAAUCGGUGAUUAAUUUUCGUCAUCCGAAGGAUCUCAAGAAUAUAAUAUCGUUAACGUUAAAGGAGGACGGUGCUAGUUCCGAGGAAAUCGAUAUUAUCGUACGACAAAUAAUCAAAUAUUCGGUGAAAACAUUUAGUCCGAACUUUCACAAUCAACUUUUCGCGGGUGUAGACGAAUAUGGAAUGGUCGGUUCUUGGCUCACCGAGAUUUUUAAUACGGGCCAAUAUACGUUCGAAGUAGCCCCGGUAUUUACGUUGAUGGAACAUGAAGUGUUAGAGGAAUCCUUAAAGCUCGUUGGAUAUCCAUCGAUACCAGAGGCCAAUGGUAUUUUAUGUCCAGGUGGUAGCUUAUCCAACAUAUACGCAAUGGUAAUGGCCAGGUAUAAGAUAUUACCUGAAAUCAAGAGAAUGGGAUGCAGUGGUUUUCCACCUUUGGCAUGCUUUUCCAGCGAAGAAGGUCAUUAUUCUAUAUUAAAAGCUGUUCAUUGGUUGGGUAUUGGGACCGAGCACGUUUACAAGAUCAAGUCCGAUCAGUUAGGAAAAAUGUUACCGGACGAUUUGAAGAGAGCGAUAAACGAGGCCAGGGCCAAUGGGGAAUUACCAUUUUUUGUUAAUGCAACGUGCGGAACCACGGUUCUGGGUGCUUUCGAUCCAUUGCCAGAAAUAGCAAGGAUCUGCGAGGAAGAGUCCCUUUGGAUGCACGUUGACGCAUGCCUAGGUGGAACUUUAUUGCUUUCCAAAAAGUACCGUGAACGUUUGCGUGGAAUUGAAUUAUCCCAUUCGGUAGCUUGGAAUCCGCACAAAAUGCUCGGUGCACCCCUUCAGUGUUCUAUAUUUUUGGCGAAGGGUAAGGAAGCGUUGCACAAGACCAAUUGCGCUGGUGCUAAGUAUCUCUUUCAACAGGACAAAUUUUACGACGUAUCCUGGGACACAGGCGACAAGAGCGUUCAAUGUGGUAGAAAGGUAGACGCCAUGAAAUUUUGGCUUAUGUGGAAGGCACGAGGUACCAGCGGUUUGAGAAAAUCGGUCGACAUCGCAAUGUCCGAGGCUGAAUAUUUUUUGGAUAGAAUAAAGUUGUUGGAUGGUUAUAGGCUCGUUUUGCCGACUUACGAAUGCUGUAACAUCUGCUUUUGGUACGUACCACCUAGUAUGCGCGGCCAAGAGGAGACCGAUGAUUGGUGGCAAAAGUUGUACAAAGUUACGACAUUGAUUAAAGAACGAAUGAUACUCGAUGGCACCCUUAUGAUCAGUUACAUGCCCCUGGCCUCUAAAAAUCUAGGAAAUUUCUUUCGUAUGGUCGUCACUUGUCAACCACCACCUACGCAUGCUUCCAUGGAUUAUGUCAUCGAUCUAAUCGAGAAGUAUGGAGCGAAUUUGUAAGAAAAAAGAAAAAAAAGGACAAAAAAGAACACACACAGGAUUUCUCCACGUCUUAUUCCUCCGUCCAUCUUUUUCUUUCACUUGCUAAUUCUUUUUACAAUUAUUUCACUUUGUUUUUCUUUUUUUUUCUUAUUUUCUUUUUCCCCAUCCUUCUUAUAUCACUUAUCAUAUUUUCCUUCCUAUCAUUUUGUCGUCCUACGAAGAAUAAUAAAUACAUUAUGUUAAUAAUAACGAA